Molecule: messenger RNA, 789 nt
Organism: Penicillium lagena
Lineage: Eukaryota; Fungi; Ascomycota; Eurotiomycetes; Eurotiales; Aspergillaceae
Product: putative EF-hand calcium-binding domain protein
Exons: 2
Coding region: 1-789 (262 amino acids)
Cellular component (GO): nucleus; cytoplasm
Source: RefSeq, a predicted model, not a curated record
AUGCGAGUACUUUGUCUGCACGGAAAAGGCACCAGUGGUACUAUUUUCAAGUCUCAAACGUCCUCCUUCCGUGCCCAUCUUUCCGAUGAAGACCUAGAGUUUGACUGGGUGGACGGACCAUAUCCAACCGGCCCAGCUGCAGGCGUUGAUCUCUUCUACGGGCCUCCAUACUUUUCACUCAGCGACGGUACCUCAUUGGAAGCUAUUCGCUCGAGCUACACCUGGCUAUCCGAGUAUAUUGCCAAGAACGGCCCGUAUGAUGCAGCACUCAUGUUCUCACAAGGCUGCUGGCUUGGAUCGAGCGCACUUCUCUUGCACCAGGAAGAGACCCCGGAUCUCCCACCGCCUUUCAAGGCCGCCAUCUUUAUCUGCGGUGGUCCUUCUUUGACUGUUCUCGAAGAGCUGGGAUUUCAUGUCUCCGCGAAAGCUCUCGAGCGGGAUGAUGCUUCGCGGCUUGCUUUAGACUCACAGGCCGACUCUUCUGCUAUUCAGAGACACGGUGUAGGCCGCUGGACCGGCCUGAGUUCACUCAGUGCUGGUGUCUCUGUGGAGGAAUUACAGAAAGAGAUCACCUGCCCGUUUCGCAUUUCUGUUCCAACAGUGCAUGUCUACGGAUCCAAAGACCCGCGCUAUGCCUCUGGCGUACACCUUUCUGGUAUAUGCGACCCAGAGAAGCGUCGGGAUUUUGAUCAUGGCGGCGGUCAUGAGAUUCCUAGGACAGACUUUGUGAGUAGAACUAUUGCAGAGUCGAUUCGUUGGGCCAUUGCACAGGGAACUGCUGAAAAGUAG